AUGGUCUCGGGAAUGUACUUCUGGGGCAACCACUUUGAUUACGAUAUCGCUCGGGGACCGUUCCGCUCAAGCUACGACUGGCUUUCCUCAUACAUCGACAUCAUUGUCAAAGACCAAACUGCGGCCAAAGAGGAAGCUGAGGAUGAGGAAGACGAGGAAGACGCUGCAUUUGCCUUGGCGCUUGCUCAAAGAUUGAUUGACCUAUUGCCGAAAAUUUUCCCUCCUCUACAGCACCCUCCCGAACGAUCACAAGGAAACAUCACCGCUGUGAUUGACUGGGAAUGUGUCUCAGCCAUGCCAGUGUGGAUGACAACCAGAAUGCCCAAAUUUCUGGAAGGGUCGGACCGGGAAGAGGAACCCAAGCGUCAAGAGUAUGCCGAUGAGAGCGCUAAAGGAUCCGACGUACCGGGGGACAGCGAAGAUGACGAGCUGGAUAAUGAAGGCAAGGACGGGCUAUACUGGAUUCACGUGAUGGAGUAUGAACAGACCCAGUUGAGGCGGUUGUACCAUGCAUCCAUGAGUCAAUUACGACCGUGCUGGGAUGCCGAGGUGGAAGACACUGCACUGAAGCAGGAUUUUGCCGGGGCAGUUUUCCGGUGUGGCCAAUGUUUCUCUCUAAAAAGGAUUGCACAAUGGGUUGACGUGGUAGAAAGGGGGGGAAUUCCCUAG
Molecule: messenger RNA, 669 nt
Organism: Penicillium daleae
Lineage: Eukaryota; Fungi; Ascomycota; Eurotiomycetes; Eurotiales; Aspergillaceae
Exons: 2
Coding region: 1-669 (222 amino acids)
Source: RefSeq, a predicted model, not a curated record